Molecule: messenger RNA, 1412 nt
Organism: Gloeophyllum trabeum ATCC 11539
Lineage: Eukaryota; Fungi; Basidiomycota; Agaricomycetes; Gloeophyllales; Gloeophyllaceae
Product: glycerol-3-phosphate dehydrogenase
Exons: 8
Coding region: 229-1335 (368 amino acids)
Biological process (GO): carbohydrate metabolic process; glycerol-3-phosphate catabolic process
Cellular component (GO): glycerol-3-phosphate dehydrogenase (FAD) complex; cytosol
Molecular function (GO): glycerol-3-phosphate dehydrogenase [NAD(P)+] activity; NAD binding
Source: RefSeq, a predicted model, not a curated record
UCGCAGCCUCCUCUACCACGACCAUUACAACUAUUCGCGUACUCUAUUGGUAUCUAGACUUUGCUCUUCAGGCGUUGCAUGCUCCGGAGGGCACUUCGCUCUUUCACAGGGCCGACCGUCCACUCCCUCUACUUCCGCACUAAUCCGUUCAUCCAUCGAUUCUCUCGCAGGUUAACGCGGAACGCCAAUCUAGCAACUCGCGUGUUCCCCCAUAAUCCUAACCUCACAAUGCCCGUUGCCGAUGGAGCUCACCCAAAAUGCAAAGUUCUCGUCCUGGGCGCAGGGAACUUUGGGAGCUGUCUCGCCGAUCACUUAGGGGACUCAGAACACGAAGUCUUCCUGUGGUCCCGUUCCGCGGAACUUGUCGCAAAGUUUAACGAGACGCACCGCAAUCCUGAAUGUCUGCAAGAUCACGUCUUUCCUGAGACUAUCAAGGCCAUAGGUCCCGAGUUGCCCUCAGCAGACGUCAUCAAGAAUAUGGACGUGUUGCUUUUCGCCAUCCCGACGGAGGGUGUAAGAGCAACUCUCACAGAUUUACGACCCAGGUUAGACGAGGAACAGCUGCCGCUGUUAAUAUUCGUCAACAAAGGUAUUGAGAUUGCUACGCGCUCCCUGACUCUGGAGAUCAUCGCGGACACUUGCGGGAUCAAGAUCGCCACAGUCGCAACGUUCAUCUCAGGGCCUUCGUUCGCGAAAGAAAUUGUCCGCCGACAGCCUACAUCUGUCUCAGUGGCCUCUUUGUCGGAGUCACAUGCCGAGAAGGCGUCUCGAGUGUUCCAUCAGCCUUGGUUCAGAUGUUACACUGGAGGGGAUCCUGUCGGGAUUGAGCUGGCCGGAGCACUGAAGAACGUAUAUGCCAUCGCUACCGGCGUAUCUGACGGCCUCGGCUUCGAGAACAAUACGAGAGCCAUGCUUAUUACACGGUGCCUAUCCGAGAUGACCAGGAUAGGCGCGGCAUACGGAGCAUCACCCCUCACGUUCCUGUCGCUAGCCGGCGUGGGCGACCUAUUCCUCACGUGCAGUUCACCGACUAGUCGAAACUACACGGUUGGCUACCGGCUGGGAAAGGGGGAAAAGCUAGAGGACAUAAUACGGACUCUCGGGAGCGUGGCCGAGGGCGUUACCACGACAAAAGCACUCAGGAAAGUGAUUGACGAGCUGGGGGUGGAUGCGCCGAUUGCAACAGCGGUGUAUGGGAUACUGUACGAAGGCAAAGAUCUGCAGGGUACGGUUCGAGGCCUCAUGAGUCUCCCGCCCUUGCGGGAACUCGACCUGCCUGCGCAGGCUGGAGGGCCUGUGAAGCGGCUGAUGCAGAAAUUAGGCUUGAGCGCGUAGAAUACACAUCGUAGUUGGAUCUCACAGGAAGCACCUGAUUAUAAUUAUGGAUCGGAUUUACCUCCGGAGAUGUCGGA